Molecule: messenger RNA, 537 nt
Organism: Cooperia oncophora
Lineage: Eukaryota; Metazoa; Nematoda; Chromadorea; Rhabditida; Trichostrongylidae
Source: the annotation of a GenBank genome assembly
AUGGCAUGCCGUUACCUGCUUCAGGCCUGUGGAGUUAUUCAAUCGGAUUCUCUAUUUUCUGAGCCACGUGAAGUAGACCCUUCUGACACUUUUCCCGACGAAAUGCCAGUGACUCCCAAGGAGGAAGUCAAUGGUACUCCAGUUCAUAGAAGCGGGAGUUUUCGAAAUGUCGUCCGUUUGGCGAUGAUGAUAAAAAGUUGGGUGAAGCACAAGAAAGCGCAAAAAGCUGCAAAAGAAGGCAGCGUGGACUACGAUAAUGUGAGACGAGUGUUCGAACCGCCUUCGCAAACUGAGGAAGCCAAAGUCAAAGAAAAAUGGCAACGACGAAUUCUGUACUGGUCAGUGGACGACACGAGUCUGACCUUCUACAUAUGGACAGCCAUAGUGUUCAUAGGCUGUUUCUACAAUCUGAUCACAAUUGUAGCCAUGGUAUUUGAAGAAGUCCAGCGGAAUUUCUAUGACUCAUGGCUUAUGCUGAACAAAGUCUUCGAUUUUAUUUUUCUACUCGAUCUAUUCGUUCUUACUAGAAGAGGUUAG